AUGAGUAAUGAAAAAACAACAUAUGCAGAGCUAAAUUUGACUAAAAAGUCAAAAAAACAACAAAUAAAACCUAGAGGUGCUAAAGGCUUCACAUCAGGAACAGAACAAGAAAUAUACUAUGCAGAAUUAAAUCUUCAAAAUGCUACUCAGUCUCCUCAGGCAAAUGACAAGAACUACCACUGCAAAGGAUUACUGUCACCUCCAGAGAAGCUCAUUGCUGGGGUCCUGGGAAUCAUUUGCUUUGUCUUGGUGUGCAUUAUAACAAUCACAGUGAUUAUUACUCAUUCUACCCAGACUCUAAGGCAGAAUAAUUCUUCCACAAUUAAUACAACGAGCACUCAGAAAGCUGAAAAUAACUCUCUGGAGACUCACUGUGCUCACUGUCCUCCUGAGGGAUUUACAUACUCCAACAAUUGCUACUAUACAAAUCAUGAAAAAAUGUCAUGGACCGAGAGUGUGGUGGCCUGUGCUUCUGGCCGGUCUAGCCUGCUUUACAUAGAGAGCGAAAAAGAACUGAAAUUUCCUGUUUCCAUACUACCUCCAAGUUGGGUUGGAAUAUUUCAUAACAGCACACAUCAUCCAUGGAUGUCAAUAAAUGGUUCAACUACUAAACUAAAGAUUAAAGACAAUUCAGCUGGAGAAUAUAAUUGUGUUAUUGUAUUCUCAGAUGACCUCCAUGCAGAGAUUUGCACAUAUCCAAAUUUUUAUUAUUGCAAGCAUAAACUUCAGAAUUAGUACAGCUACAUAUGAAUUCUGUUGAAUAAAUUAAUAAUCUUAAAGAGACUAGCUCAUUUUGCAUGUAAUAAUGACCUUACCAAAUAAAAUUGAAGUGUACAAAAGUAAAGUUUUAGUAAUUAGUGUAAAGUUUCUAUAUGUACCUUUCCUAUUUCAGGAAAAUUAUUUCUAUAUUUUAUCCCAAAUAUGAGGCUUAUUGAAUUUUUGUCAUACUUAAAGAUAUUUACAUUUUUCUUCAAUAGAAGUAUAUUCUCAUUUUUCUACUAGAUGCUAUAAUUCUAUAAUUGGUGGUAAUUUUCAUUGUUUUUGUUUAGAUUGGAAUAACAAAUAUUUUCCAUUUUGUGUUUGUAAACUAAUGGUAAAAUUAGUUUACCAUUAAUUCUAAAAUAAACUGCAGUGAGUGGAUGUACUAUUUUUGUAUUUAAAAUUGGUGUGUAUCUGGG
Molecule: messenger RNA, 1178 nt
Organism: Sorex araneus (European shrew)
Lineage: Eukaryota; Metazoa; Chordata; Mammalia; Eulipotyphla; Soricidae
Product: NKG2-A/NKG2-B type II integral membrane protein-like
Exons: 6
Coding region: 1-735 (244 amino acids)
Biological process (GO): positive regulation of natural killer cell mediated cytotoxicity; stimulatory C-type lectin receptor signaling pathway
Source: RefSeq, a predicted model, not a curated record